UUUUGUUGGGUCCUGGUCCCUCCAGCCUGCAAAUCCAGCAAACCCCAAACUCCCUCCUCUUCAUUAUUAUAUCUUCCUUAACCAGCAAACACCUCACACCCUCUUCCAUAUAUACUCAAGCUUAGUUCUCUCUAAGGUCCAAGCUUAGUUCUAUGGCCAAGUCACCGGAGGAUCCCAGUUUCUGGCUCCCUUCCGAUUUCCUUACAAACGUCGACGACGUUCACAUCAUGAACCGCAUCUUCCCCACCGAGUUUCCAUACGAGUUCGACUCGUCGUCCGGUCCCAACUCGGCCCUGAGCUCCCCGGUGGAGGGCUCCACCGAGACGGAGAGCAGCAGCGACGAGGAUGACUUCCUCGCCGGGUUAACUCGCCGCCUGGCUCAGUCCUCUCUCAGCCAGACUCAGAAGCUUUCCGUCCCCAACUUCACUCAAGAAAAGCAGCCUGAGUGGGUCAUGUCCGGGUCACCUCAGUCGACUCUGAGCGGAAUCGGGAGCUGGUCGAGCAACGGCAGCCCGGCGGCGCCUUCUUCUCAGGUGCCGUCUCCUCCAACGACGCCGUUUGGAGGUCAGAACGACACCUGGGACCUGAUUUACGCCGCCGCCGGACAAGUGGCCAGGUUGAAGAUGAACAGUGUCGACGGAGCAGCCAAGUUUGGUAACAACAACGGCAGAGGGCUUCUGGGCCCACCUAGAACCCCAAGUCCGUCUCUUCCUUGUGUCCAAAACCAAAGCCCCUUCACUCAGUUUCAGCAAAUGAGACAAGACCAAGUACUAAACUCACAGUGCUCUGCUCCUUGGGGAAAAUCUAUGAAGCUUAAUAACUGGUCAGCUCAGCAACAACAGCAGCAACAGAUCCAAAGCAGAGGAAGAAACAUUGUUGGUUACGAAAGUGGAAGAUGUCAAAGUGCAUGGCCUCCUCUUCAAGCUCAGCAACAACAUCCACAUCGUAAUACCCGACCCGUUUUGCCUAACGGGUCUAACGUGAAAAGGGAGUCUACCGGCACCGGUGUCUUCUUGCCUCGCCGGUACUCCAACCCCAGUCCCACUCCUGAGCCUCCUCGCAAAAGAGCAGGUUGUCCAACUGUUUUGCUCCCAGCCAAGGUGGUUCAAGCUCUGAACUUGAGCUUUGAGGACAUGAAUGUUCAUCAUCAUCAGCAACACCAUCUUCAGCCGCGAUUCAACAAUACUGCUUUGGCUCCAAACCAUGAGGCUCUGGUGGCAAGAAGAAACGCCCUAUUGACUCAGCAGAGAAGGGGUUUAAGGCAAGACGGGCCAUUAAACUAUGAAGUGCGCUUGCCUCAGGAAUGGACCUACUGAUCCCAACUGAUCAGCUAUUCUGGUUAAUAGUCUCAUUCCAUUCCAAAGGGGUUUUGUGACUUUGGUUUGUUGGGCAAAAGCAAAAGCUGGAAAGCAAGACAGCAAGUGUUAUAAAAAGCAGUAGUAGUAGUAGCAGCAGCAGCAGAGUUUGUGAUAUUUGGGUUUUAUUAAUUUAUUUAUUAUAGUUAAGGAGAUUCAAGAAUGUUUGAGCUUAGUUUAGGAUCAAUAAAGAUGAUGAUAUCCAGGUUUUUUUAAUGGCGGAUGUUUGCAGCAGCUUCUGUGGGGGGCUCUCUCUAUAGCUUUUAGAUCAAGGAAGAAGAAGAAGAAUGUGUUGUAAUAAAGGGGCUAGGUUUUUUUCGAGGGUAAUCAAAUUUCUUGUUGUGUAAGUGAAAUUUCACAACCCUCUUGUAAGAUUAUUCUACUAAUAAGUAAUAAGAAAUGUUUUAGUACUCUC
Molecule: messenger RNA, 1770 nt
Organism: Fragaria vesca subsp. vesca
Lineage: Eukaryota; Viridiplantae; Streptophyta; Magnoliopsida; Rosales; Rosaceae
Exons: 5
Coding region: 153-1316 (387 amino acids)
Source: RefSeq, a predicted model, not a curated record